CUCUGCGCCAGGCGCUCAAUUCGCUUUUCUCUCCCGACGCGUUCGGUUCAGUUGGAGGAGCUGCUUUGGAGCUUCGUACUCGUGCGUUCGUGUGUGUAAAAUCAAGUGAAAGACAUGAACGAAAAGAAAAGCGAGACGUGAUACUAAAACUACCUACAAAAUAAAAACAAAAGUGCAGGCCAAUUGAUGACAAACUUUUGUGCCGCCUGCAUUUUUUCUUUAGCCUUAAUUUUGUGCUUCCUGUGAAUUAAACGACAAAAAAUACAAAAAAAAAAAAAAACAAGAAAUUUAAGGAAAAAUAAAAGCAGCGCCGUGAGAGUGAGAGCGCAACAAGUGGAAUCCAACAGAAAAACUUUCAUCACAAAAGCCGGCUGUCUGGAGAGAGAUAGCGAGAGAGAGUGCUGAGCUGUAAUUCUCUUCGAAUUUUUUGCGUCUGGAAUUUCUUCAUCACAUCGUCCAACAUGGCUUCCUGGCUCCUGAACGAGUUCUCCGUGGCGGCUGUUGUCCUGGAAAGCCGCCUGGAUGCGGUUCUGCUUCGAUCGGCUGUGCUUCGCAACUAAGCGGCCAGCCACCACCCAUGCACCACAACCACCACCACAACAACCACCACAACCACCAACCCACAAUAGCAAUAGCCAUCAGACAAGCACAACAGAUGCACCACCAAGAAGCACCACAGAUCAAGUAGUAGCACCACCACCACCGGCCAGUGAUCUGUUCUAUGCCGAGUACCAGAAACUGCAGCCGGCGAUAAUCGAUCGGGAGAGGGAGACAAAGCCACCGGACAUAGCCACCGUGGUGGUGGUGGAGCAUCAUCUACAGCCGAGGGAGAUUGAGAGCCGAGCCACCGAGGGAGUGGAGGAGCAGCAGAUACUGAGAAAGAGCUAUCGCCGGCACAGCAGCGCCGAAGAUCAGCCGAAACCGAAGAGGGCCGAGUCGAGCACGGAGGCGAUACGAAAAGCGGCCAGUAUGCAGCAGGAGCCGAACGCCAACUAUCAGUUCCCAACGGACUUGGGUCUGGUGAGCAUCGUCAAUAAUAAUAAUAAUAAUAAUAUCGGCGGAGGAGGAGGCGGAGUAGGAGGGGGUAAUCCCAACAAUAACACCAACAAUAACAACGGUCUGGUGGGUGGCAUUGUGACCUUGCCAGCGGCGGGUGGCCUUAUCGGAUUAGAGCACACGGCAUCGGGUCUGAGACUGAUACCAGCACCGCCACCCCACUCGGAUGUACUGACGCACACUCUGAUCUAUGGAACACCGCCAUCGGGUGCCCAGCAACUCCACCAGGAUCCACGUAGUUUGUUGCACCAACAGGAGCUGCAACUGCAGCAGCGCUACCAGCAACUGCAACAGCUCCAGGCCCAGACCCAGGGCCUGUACACCGCCCAGGGUAGUCCGGUGCUGUACCACCAGCCGAGUCCCGGCUCCAGCCAGCCGGUGGCCAUCCCAGGAGCCGCCAGCUGCAACUCACCCACCCAACUGCAGCCGCCCAACAGCCUCAGCCUUCAGCUCAACCUCCAGCAGCAGAUGCAGGGAUUGCGGAUCUCCGGCUGCACUCCCAGCGGAUCGGCUGGGUCGGCCACACCCUCGCCGGUAGGGAUGGUGGAUCCCAACCACCAGAUGAUGGGCGGCAACUAUGUGGCGGCCACGCCGCAGGAGGAGCGCUUCAUCCAGAUCAUCCAGGCCAAGGAGCUCAAGAUCCAGGAGAUGCAGCGCGCCCUCCAGUUCAAGGACAACGAGAUAGCCGAGCUCAAGUCCCACCUGGACAAGUUCCAGAGCGUCUUCCCCUUCAGCCGCAGCAGUGCGGCGGGCUGUGCCGGCACGGGCGGCGGGGCAGGGUCGGCCGGAGGCAGUGGGAGUGGCCCCAGCACGGCCACAGGAGCCACCCGCAAGUCCGGCCAGACCUUCCAGAGGCAGAGGGCCCAGGGUAUCUCCGCGGAGCCCCAGAGCGAGUCUUCUGUUCUACUGGAGCAUGUCAGUUUUCCCAAAUAUGACAAGGAUGAACGAUCCCGUGAACUCAUCAAGUCUGCCAUUUUGGACAAUGACUUUAUGAAGAACCUGGACCUCACCCAGAUCCGGGAAAUAGUCGACUGCAUGUAUCCUGUCAAGUAUCCAGCCAAGAAUCUGAUCAUCAAGGAGGGCGAUGUUGGCAGCAUUGUCUAUGUUAUGGAGGAUGGCCGCGUUGAAGUCUCCCGCGAGGGCAAGUACCUCUCGACCCUCUCCGGCGCCAAGGUCCUGGGCGAGUUGGCCAUCCUGUACAACUGCCAGAGGACGGCGACCAUCACCGCCAUCACCGAGUGCAACCUGUGGGCCAUCGAACGCCAGUGCUUCCAGACCAUCAUGAUGCGAACGGGUCUGAUCCGGCAGGCGGAGUACACGGACUUCCUCAAGAGUGUUCCCAUCUUCAAAGACCUGGCGGAUGACACGCUCAUUAAGAUCUCCGAUGUCUUGGAGGAGACCCACUACCAGCGAGGUGAUUAUAUUGUACGGCAGGGUGCCCGGGGCGAUACCUUCUUCAUAAUAUCGAAGGGCAAGGUGCGGGUGACGAUCAAGCAGCAGGACACCCAGGAGGAGAAGUUCAUACGGAUGCUGGGCAAGGGUGAUUUCUUCGGCGAGAAGGCACUCCAGGGCGAUGAUCUCCGGACGGCCAACAUUAUUUGCGAGUCCCCCGAAGGCGUCAGUUGUCUGGUCAUUGAUCGCGAGACCUUCAAUCAGUUGAUUUCGAAUCUGGACGAGAUCAAGCACCGCUACGACGACGAGGGAGCCAUGGAGCGCAGAAAGAUCAACGAGGAGUUCCGGGACAUAAACCUCACAGAUCUUCGGGUCAUUGCCACCCUGGGAGUUGGUGGCUUCGGGCGUGUGGAACUGGUCCAAACCAAUGGCGACAGUUCCAGGUCAUUCGCUCUGAAACAAAUGAAAAAGUCACAGAUUGUGGAGACACGCCAGCAGCAGCACAUCAUGUCCGAGAAGGAGAUCAUGGGCGAGGCCAACUGCCAGUUCAUUGUGAAGCUCUUCAAGACCUUCAAGGACAAGAAGUACCUGUACAUGCUGAUGGAGAGCUGUCUGGGCGGAGAGCUCUGGACGAUUUUAAGGGACAAGGGUAACUUUGAUGACAGCACCACCCGCUUCUACACGGCCUGUGUGGUGGAGGCCUUCGACUACCUGCACUCCCGGAACAUCAUCUACCGCGAUCUGAAGCCGGAGAAUCUGCUCCUCAACGAACGGGGCUAUGUGAAGCUGGUGGACUUUGGCUUUGCCAAGAAACUGCAAACGGGCAGGAAGACCUGGACCUUCUGCGGCACUCCGGAGUAUGUGGCCCCGGAGGUGAUCCUCAAUCGGGGACACGACAUCAGUGCGGACUACUGGUCACUGGGAGUGCUUAUGUUUGAGCUGCUAACAGGAACUCCUCCAUUUACCGGGUCGGAUCCCAUGCGUACCUACAACAUUAUACUUAAGGGCAUCGAUGCCAUAGAGUUCCCCCGGAACAUCACCCGUAAUGCCAGCAAUCUUAUCAAGAAGCUCUGCCGCGAUAAUCCAGCGGAGCGUUUGGGCUACCAGCGUGGGGGAAUCAGUGAGAUACAGAAGCACAAAUGGUUCGAUGGCUUCUACUGGUGGGGCCUGCAGAACUGCACUCUGGAGCCGCCAAUCAAGCCGACAGUUAAGAGUGUGGUGGACACCACGAACUUCGAUGAUUAUCCGCCCGAUCCAGAGGGACCGCCGCCGGAUGAUGUCACUGGAUGGGACAAGGACUUCUAAAGGGGGGGAAUAUAUUCUAGGGAAGCCUUCGAUUCUUUUCCAAGACGAUGCUCUCUAAAGGAUCAGCUACGCUUCUGCUACGGAUCUGAGAAACAAGCUAAUGAGGAGAAAGUGAUCUUAAGUGCGCCAUAAGUACGCCAAAGCCAACAGCAACAGUCAGCAGCUCGCAUCUAAAAGCUGCCAAAAAAAAACAAAACAAAUAAAAAUAAAAAUAAAAAUAGAAGGGAAGAGACAGGAGUAGCAGUCGCAAGGCCAAGGGCCGCCACCCCAGCACACAAUCAUCCAUCGUCUUAGACCUUAGUGGUAUCUUACAGAUGAUAUCCACAUGAUGUGCAACGCAAUGAAUUUAUUAACGAGUUUAUAACUAUUAUUUUGUAACAAGAGAAUGUGUCUAGUUCGUUUGGAAUUGAUAUAAAUUGUAAGUAGGUUUUUUUUGACUCUGUACUUCCAGAGGCCUGUUAGCCAUGUGCAUUGUAUAAAUUCGAUCUAUUUGUAUCUACUAGUAACCUAAUUAUAAUACAUAAAUAUCAUUGUUAAUCUAUAUACAUAUAUGCGAAACUUACGAAUCGGGUUGCCUUAUAGUCUAUAAGUAACACUUUGAAGCAACACCUGACCACGGUCUUCCGUCAUACCAACAUGCCCUAAAAAAUAUUUGUUAAAAUUCAGAACCCUAGCCUCUCUCUCUUUUAUUUUUCAUUAGUCUUAGCGAUCAUGUCUAUUAUUUUACGAAUAAUAUGCCUUUUUAAAUGUCUCUUUUUUUAAGUAAAUCAGUUAGAAAUUGAAUAAACAAAUUUAUGCGAUGAACAAUUCUUGAAUCUA
Molecule: messenger RNA, 4572 nt
Organism: Drosophila ananassae
Lineage: Eukaryota; Metazoa; Arthropoda; Insecta; Diptera; Drosophilidae
Gene: for
Product: cGMP-dependent protein kinase, isozyme 2 forms cD4/T1/T3A/T3B
Exons: 10
Coding region: 523-3753 (1076 amino acids)
Biological process (GO): protein phosphorylation
Molecular function (GO): cGMP-dependent protein kinase activity; ATP binding
Source: RefSeq, a predicted model, not a curated record